This is a messenger RNA of Pyricularia pennisetigena, 1512 nucleotides long. RefSeq lists its product as uncharacterized. NCBI's taxonomy places the organism in Eukaryota, Fungi, Ascomycota, Sordariomycetes, Magnaporthales, Pyriculariaceae. The record is from RefSeq and is a predicted model, not a curated record. The coding region runs from base 1 to 1512 and encodes 503 amino acids. The transcript has a single exon.
AUGUGUGUGACGUAUCCUUACUACCAGCCAGAGCGUGACAUACCCUCGCUCCGGGGAAAGGUCGUACUCAUCACCGGGGGCACCAUCGGCCUGGGCAAGGAGGCGGCCGCUCAGCUGUCUCAGAACGGCCGACCGGCGCAGGUGUGGAUCGCAGGCCGCAACGCCGAGAGGGCAGGGGCUGCGAUAGCCGAGAUCCGGAGGCGGCUGAGGAAAAAGCCCGGGCCGACGCCCACCGCCCACCCCGCCGCGCCUCCAUCGACGCUCCAGUCGUCGUCCUCCGGCUCCCGCACCGCCUCAACCACCUCGGUGGAGAGCACGGGGAGCUUGGCGCUGACGACGGUCACCUCGGCGGCGGCGGCGGCGGAGCAGGGCGGCCUCCCGGUGGACAGCAGCAGCUUCCUGGAGAUGAGCUCGCUGCGCCCCAACAGGAGUCACAUCGACCUCGGCAGCCGCAGCUUACGGACCGACAAGAUAGGGCGGAGCCUGCCUGGCAGCGCGUCGGGGAGCACGACGCGCAGCAACCUCGGGGGCGACGACGACGGCGACAAGCUGCACGACGAGACCGAGGUCUACUUUCUGUACAUGGACCUGGCCAACCUCGACUCGGUCAGGGACGCGGCGUCGCGGUUCCUGGCCUGCGUCGACCGCCUCGACAUCCUGAUCCUGAACGCGGCCGAGGUCUCGGUGCCUUCGGGCGUCACCGCCCAGGGGUACGAGCGGCACUUUGGGACCAACCACCUCGGGCACGCGCUGCUGAUCAAGCUGCUCAUGCGGCUCCUGGUGCGCACGGCGACGUGCGACUCGGUCGGGUCCGACGUGAGGGUCAUCUGCGUCAGCUCGUUUGCGCACCGCUUCACCCCGCCCGAGGGCAUCGACUUUGACAGCCUGAAGCCGGACCCAAGCUCCUUUACCGAUCCCGGGAGCGGCGCGGGAUCAACGCCCAACAACAACAACAACAACAACAACAGCACCAACAACAUCAGGCGGAGCGAGACGGACCAGACCGACCAGGAGGGCCGAGACGGCACAUACGACGGGGCAGCGACGUCGGGCAGCCAGCGGGCGCAGCGGCCCGUGUCGACGCUGCGGAGGCGGCGGUCGUCCAAGUCGGGCGGCGGGCCGCCGUCGCGGCUGCUGUACGGGCAGAGCAAGCUGGCCAACAUCCUGUACGCGCGCGAGCUGGCGGAGCGCUGCCCGCUCUUCACCACCGUGUCCAUCCACCCGGGCAUAGCCAAGUCCAAGGGGAACCGGCGGAGGGGCGGGUCGCGGGUGGUGGGCAGCGGGGCGGUGCUGGAGCGGUUCGAGCAGUGGGUCAUGCCCGUGCUCGGCGCGUCCAUCCACGAGGGCGCCAAGAACCACCUCUGGGCCGCCACGGGCCGCGGCAUCAGCAACGGCCUGUACUACGAGCCCGUCGGCGUGCCGGCCAGGCCGAGCGGCGUCGGCAACGACAGGGUCCUGAGCUGGAAGCUGUGGGAGUGGACGCAGAGGGAGCUGGCUGGGUAUAGCCUUUGA